AUGGCCGUGAAGAGGAUGCGUCGGCGGAGUCGCGAUUACGGGCAAUGUCCCGCCGAGAUUCUGCUGCACCUCCGGCGGAUACCUGCUUUCCUCAAGCAGCACGGCCUGCAUCACACCGCGCACACGCUGGAGAUGGAGGCCGGAGUGUUCUUCCAGGCGGCGCACCUGCUGGAGCUCGUGAGUCAAGGACGGUGGGGCCCCGCGCACCGCUACCUGCGCAGCUUCUCGGCCCUUUGGGGCGACGACGAUGGCGCCGCGACCCGGCAGUACACCGCCCUCCUCGACAGCCUCGCACACAACUCAAAGCUAGCUUGGUUCGCCUGCCGCGGCGACGAAGGCGGCCGCGCCGCCGCCUUGCGCAAACCUCCCUUCCACCUCUUCCGUGAAUACCCCGAGACAGCCGAACGCGAGGCCAUGUACUGCUCCAUGGCCUCCCAACAAGCCAGGGAAUCCGUGGACUGGAAUGACAUAAAACUCAGGACCUUAGAGAAGGCGAAAGAGCUGCUGCAACUGCGUCCCAACCUGGAACUCCUACCGUCGAACCAAUUGCCGCGGCACAUGCCCAUGCCUCAGGACAUAGUUCCUCUUGGGUACGGAUUUACAGCUCAAUUGCGAGCUCACACAAUAGUCAAGAACAAUAUCACUUUGAUCUUUUUUGCACACUACUGA
Molecule: messenger RNA, 669 nt
Organism: Lolium rigidum
Lineage: Eukaryota; Viridiplantae; Streptophyta; Magnoliopsida; Poales; Poaceae
Exons: 3
Coding region: 1-669 (222 amino acids)
Molecular function (GO): protein binding
Source: RefSeq, a predicted model, not a curated record